Molecule: messenger RNA, 2084 nt
Organism: Musa acuminata subsp. malaccensis (wild Malaysian banana)
Lineage: Eukaryota; Viridiplantae; Streptophyta; Magnoliopsida; Zingiberales; Musaceae
Product: U1 small nuclear ribonucleoprotein 70 kDa
Biological process (GO): mRNA splicing, via spliceosome
Cellular component (GO): precatalytic spliceosome; U1 snRNP; U2-type prespliceosome
Molecular function (GO): mRNA binding; U1 snRNA binding
Source: RefSeq, a predicted model, not a curated record
CUUCAUUCGCUCGCUCUCUCCUCUCCGAAGGCGGCGACCACCGAAAGGGCGAAACGAAACCCUUCUCCGUUACUUUUAGCCGAGACGGCGGUCUUCUCUCCUUUAUCAUCGCCUCUUUUCUCGCGCUCUCCUCUCCAAGGCGGCGACGGCCGACAGGGCGAAACGAAACCCUUCUCCGUUUCUUGAAGCCGAGACGGGGGUCGGCGCAUUCGAUUUUUCGAUUGAUCCAUCCCUUCCGCCAUGGGGGACUACAAUGAUCCGUUCAACCGCAACAACCCUGCCGUGCAGGCCCGCACCAAGGCCCAGAAUCGUGCCAACGUUCUCCAGUUGAAGCUCAUUGGGCAGAGUCAUCCAACUGGACUUACCAACAAUCUACUGAAGCUUUUUGAACCUCGUCCUCCAUUGUUGUAUAAACCUCCUCUUGAGAAAAGGAAAUGCCCCCCAUAUACAGGGAUGGCACAAUUUGUGAGCCACUUUGCUGAACCCAAUGAUCCUGAAUAUGCUCCACCUGUCAUUGAGGGAGAAACCCCGACACAAAGAAGGGCUAGGAUCCGGAAGCUUCGACUUGAAGAGGGUGCAAGGAAGGCUGCUGAGGAAUUGGAGAAAUAUGAUCCAUCUAAAGAUCCUCACGUUACUGGAGAUCCGUAUAAGACUUUAUUUGUUGCGAGGCUUAACUAUGAAACCACUGAACACAGAAUCAAAAGGGAGUUGGAAACUUAUGGGCCAAUUAAGCGGGUGAGAUUAAUUACUGACAAGGUGACAAAUAAACCUAGAGGUUAUGCCUUUAUCGAGUAUAUGCAUACACGAGAUAUGAAAACGGCAUACAAGCAAGCUGAUGGUCGAAAGCUGGAUAAUAGAAGGGUGCUUGUGGAUGUCGAGCGUGGCAGAACUGUUCCAAAUUGGCGACCUCGAAGAUUGGGUGGUGGACUUGGAUCAACCAGGAUUGGAGGUGAAGAAGUAAAUCAAAAACAUUCUGGAAGGGAGCAACAGCAAAUUGCUGCGGGACACUCAAGGUCAGAGGAGCCGAGGGCUCGAGAUGAUCGGCAACUAGACCGGGAGAAAUCACGAGAAAGAGGAAGAGAUAGAGAGCGAGAAGUGGAAAGGCCUCGUGAUCGUUCUCGUGAAAGAACACGAGAUCGAGAUCCAAGGGAAGAAAGGCACCACCACCAUAGGGACCGCGAUAGGAAUCGAGAAAAGGAAAGGGAAAGAGAUCGUGGGCGGGAACGUGAUCGGGGUCGAGGCAGAGACAAGGAUAGAGACCGUGGUCAUGAGUAUGAUCGCGAGCGUGAACGUGAUCGUACACGGGAUAGGGACAGGGAGCGUGAACGAGAUUACGAUCAUGCUAGCCAUGAAAGAGAGAGCGGAUACUCUCUUGAUAAGGAUUCUGAGCAUGGGCGUAGUGAGUCUAAGCAAGGCAGGGAGAGGACUGAAGCAAAGGAGAGAGAUCUUGAACAUGAUGAUUAUGGGCAGGGAUGGUACAAUGAACGAAGCAAGCAUGGGCAUGAACGCGACUACAAACAAUUUGAUCAAUCACAGCAGUACGAUCGAGUUCAGCACCAAGGUGUUGUUGAACCCGAGCAUGAGCAGGAGAGGCCAAGCCGACAUGAAGGCGAUUAUUAUGAUCGCGCUCCUUAUGACAAGGGUCAGGCUGGUGAUUACCACCAUCAAUAUGGGUAUGCAGAUUAUGAGGCACGUGAAGAGGGGGAGGCAGUGGGAGAUGAUUAUGGAUACCAUCGUUCAGAGCGAUCUCUCUCCCGGGAGUAUGAGAACUGAUAGCUGGAUGCCGAUGGUUUCACUGUUUUUUGCCCAUCAAUAUCUGUUGUCAAGGAGUGUGGACGUUCGAUGGAUGGAUCCUUCUGGACCCGGAGGUAGAAUCAUAUAAUUUACUGCCUGUGGUGGUUGUCUAGUGGUGCUUGUUAGAUGCAGCAUCGACGAACUUGGACUAAAGUUUUUUUUUGUUUUGUUUUGUUUUGGGGAACCCUUGUGUACUUAUGCAUCUCUGCUAUUGCUGUGUGGUAAUCUAAAGUUUGGACUAUUUGGAAAAUAAUUAGCUGCACACGAAUGUGAAAAAGCCGUCAUUAUAA